CGUGGCCGAUAUCACGCCAAAGUUUUCUCCGGCAGUACUGUAUCAAUGCUACAUGGAUGAAAGAGCCUUCCAAGCCUCCAUUUCCUACUCAAAGAUUUGACAAUUUACUCAAAGAUUCGGUCUUGGACAUAACGUGUUUGUGAUGAACACAGUCAUGACCCGCAAACAACAAUCGCGAAGAAAGCUUAGAUAAACAGCUUGUUGUGCGUUCAAGCCUCAAUGCGGCACUUAAAUGCUAUGCAUAUCCCAUUAGCGUUCAACCACCUGAGCGAACCCAGACGGCGGAGAUAGGGACGCGUCGUAACGUCCGAAGAGGCCAGCGACAGUGUACAUUUAAUGUGACAGCCGCUCACUCAGCUACCAGAGACACACUCGCUCGAGUUCGUCAGUUUCAAGUUCCAAAACCUCGACUUCUCCGAUACUCUCCACGAAACCAUGGCAGCCAGCAAGAUCCAAGAUGUCGCUUUCCACAAUCGAGGUGUACGCAUUGCCGCGCAUCUUCAUCUACCAGCGAAGUUCGAAGAAGGCCGGAAAUACCCUGCGCUUGUCGGCGUUCAUCCAGCAGGUGGUGUCAAAGAGCAGACGAUUAGCCUCUAUGCGCAGCGGCUUGCCACCCAUGGCUUUGUGGUAGUGGUCUAUGACUCUUCUUAUCAGGGUGCAAGUGGAGGGGAGCCGCGUCUCCUGGAGGAUCCAACGACGAGGGUGGAAGACGCCAGAUGCGCAGCGGACUUCUUGACCACUCAGUCGUUCGUCGACGCUGAACGCAUGGGCGUCUAUGGUGUAUGCGCAGGUGGCGGGUUCGCUCUGGCUGCCGCUCAGAUCGAACGACGCUUCAAGGCUGUGGCCGGAAUUAGCGCGACGCCCAUGGGAGAAGCCGCAAGAAGUUUCUUUGGACAUCCCAUCCCUCCGGCCGAGCAGAUCGAGUCGCUCGAGGCAGUUUCAGCGCAGAGAACAGCUCAAGCCAACGGCGCGGCCCCAGUCUACAUCCCUUUCGUUCCAGAAAAGCUGGAAGAGAUCGAUUAAAGGACCCCAGCCAUGCUUCGAGAGGGCUACGACUAUUACCGGACGUCGCGUGGUCAUCAUCCCAAUUCCAAGGGGCGAUUCUUGAUGGCUAGUAUGGACAAAAUGAUGACAUACUCUGUCUUCGCGCUGCUUCCAACACUUCUGACUCAGACUUUGCUCUUGAUUGCUGGUAGCGAGGCGGAUACCAAGUUCUAUAGCGAUCAAGCCUAUGCUUUGUCCGAAGGUCCAAAGGAGCCAUUCGUCGUGGAAGGCGAAUCGCAUAUCGCGCUCUACGACAAGUCGGAAUAUGUGAACCAGGCUGUCGAAAAGCUCGUUUCGUUCUUUGGCCAGCUUUGAAUCAGAACUCUAGGGUUAGUUCGGUAGUUUAGACUGCUUUGCAUAGCACUUUGAGAUCGGAAAUGUAGUGUGAGGGUUCAUCUCGUUUAACGCUCGAGGCAGAACUCUUCAAUUCCGUAUGUUC
Molecule: messenger RNA, 1483 nt
Organism: Cercospora beticola
Lineage: Eukaryota; Fungi; Ascomycota; Dothideomycetes; Mycosphaerellales; Mycosphaerellaceae
Product: alpha/beta hydrolase
Molecular function (GO): hydrolase activity
Source: RefSeq, a predicted model, not a curated record